CCGCCCAGCGUCCUACUCUCCUUGUCUUUGCGACGACUGUCACUGUUCAGCAGCCACAGAGCACAACAAGCAUCGCGGCAUCGGUUCUGAGCAAGCUGCCAGAUCACAAGCAGAGCUAGCUACACUGCUGCAUGCAAGGGCACCUCGUAAUGCUGGUCGCUACACGCAAAGUCUUUUCAGCUGUUCGCACUCAUUCUCGAUCGGCGCACAUCCCUGCCAGGAACGUGCAUCUCACCUUUCCAACUGCUUUUCCGCCAAUCGUUCCUGCUCGGCGAUCCCUUAGCACCAGCUUUCCAGCCAUGUUCGCCCUGACACCCUUCCGUGGCGCUCCCGGCAGUGCGCCCCCAAAGACUUUUUCCAGGCAAGGAGAGCUGCCACGUCUGCCAGUCCCAACCUUGGAAGAGACUUUCCCCAGGUACCUCAAGUCUCUUGAACCGGUCUUGAGGCAAAAGGAAGAGCUCGGCCAGCUCCCUUCCGGCGCCACUGCUGCCAGCGAGCUGCAAAAGCGCGCCGAAUGGGCUCAAGAGGCCGUGAAGGAGGGCAGUCUGGCUAGAAAGCUGCAGCAGCGUCUGAUUGAUGUGGACCGCACAACCCCAGACAAUUGGCUGGACGAUCGAUACUGGCUGCAAAAAGCUUACCACGAAUGGCGCGUUCCGCUACUGGUCAACUCCAACUGGUGGCUCAUGUUCCGCGCGGAUCCGAACACACCAGCUGCAGAUUUGGAGCUGGGCAAAGUGCAGCCGGAGAGGUAUGGAGCGCUGACUCCUUCUGAGGAUUUCAGCGUUGCGCUCGGAGCGAAAGAGUGGAAGGGGCAGCAGUGGGGCAUCAGAAGAGCGACCUGGAUCACUGGCAGAUUGCUGGAAUUCAAGAGGAGGCUCGAUCAUCAAGAGAUUAUGCCAGACGCAUCUAGGUCGAGUGCUUUCUGCAUGCACCAGUAUACGCGCUUGUUCGGCGUCUCCCGCAUUCCUGCCAUCCCCCACGAUUGGAAUACAGCGACGCCGCAUCCCACAGUGGCUCGCCACGUUUGCGUCAUGGCACGAAACAACUUCUAUCAAGUGGAAGUGCUUGGCCAGGAUGGUGUUACUCGGCCCCUGGAAGAGAUAGAGAAGGCAUUCACGGACAUUGUGGAGGACGCCAAGAAGGCGGACGGAGACGCAGUUGGCAUCCUCACCGCCGACGAUCGGGACACUUGGGCAAGGGCCCGUGAACAUCUCCUCGCCAUUUCAAAGGUCAACCGAGCCACCCUUGGUGCUUUGGAAGAUUGCUUGUUUGUGGUGUCUUUAGACUCGUCAGUGCUGCCAAACGUGUCAGGACACCCUGAGCCUGUGACGACUGCGACUCCAGCAUCCGUAGAUGCGCACGCGCGCAACAUUGCCGGCGCUGGCAGAGGGGGCCACAACCGAUGGUUCGACAAGGCACUCAGCGUUGUGAUGGAGCCUAACGGUCGAGGGGGUAUCAAUGGCGAGCACUCCCCGUGCGACGCCCUGAUCCCCAGCAUUGUCAUCGACUUCGCCCUCGCUGAGCCAGCUCCCGAGCCUGGUCAACCUUUCCCGAACUCCAUUGCACCUGCUGGACCCGCUGGCGCGACUGCGUCAUGGAAGAAGCUGCAGUGGGAGCUGGACGAUAAGGCGCACGCUUCCAUUGCGAGCUCUGCCGCUGCGGCCAGACAAUUGGUCAGCACGAGCGAUAUUGGCAUGUUGUGGUACGACGAGUACGGAGCGGAGUGGAUCAAGAAGGUGGCCAAGCAGAGUCCAGACGCCUUCCUCCAAAUGGCACUGCAACUUGCUUACGCCAACGUGAAAGGGUAUCAGAGUCCUACGUACGAGACCGCCAGCACACGCGUCUUCAAACACGGCAGGACAGACGUGAUCAGAAGCUUCAGCAACGAGGCGUACGAAUUCGUCCGCGCGGUGCGGGAAAAGAAGCCGGCGUCGGAGAUCUACAGACUCCUCUCGGCUGCCUGCCAGUCCCACAAUGCACAAACCAGGGCCGCAUCGACUGGCAAAGGUUUUGAUAGACAUUUGACUGGUCUGCGACUGGCGUACAAUCCAGAGGAGGACGGAACUCCUGAAGAGGCUUGCGAAGCCGGGGCGCGCAUCCUGCUUGGCGAUGAAUUGCUCGGCGAAAGUCAGACCUGGAAGUUGUCCACAUCCGGUCUCAGCAGCGGCUUGAGAUUCUGCGGAACCGGUUUUGGGUCCGGCUUCGAAGAUGGCGUGGGCACCAACUACCUCGCUGGUGGCCAAUUAUUAAAGUUUGGACUGGAGACGAAGCACUCUCCAAUGAACUCUAAAGACCCGACAGCCACUUUUUCCAAGGCUCUUGUCGAUGCGCUCAGGUUGAUGAAAGAAAUGUGCGAAAAGGAGGCGCCCGCCGCGACGGAAGGUGAAACCAAAGGCAAGCUUUGAGCUUUUCUACAUACCGCUGUACAAAGCGACCCGCUUGAGAGCGUCGUCUCGAUGCAAAAACAUUUGAUAUGAUGC
This is a messenger RNA of Ceraceosorus guamensis, 2480 nucleotides long. RefSeq names its product acyltransferase ChoActase/COT/CPT. The record is from RefSeq and is a predicted model, not a curated record. Bases 150 to 2405 code for a protein of 751 amino acids. Lineage: Eukaryota; Fungi; Basidiomycota; Exobasidiomycetes; Ceraceosorales; Ceraceosoraceae. The transcript is spliced from 7 exons. Gene Ontology annotation, molecular function: acyltransferase activity.